CUUUUGCCCUCACCGCUGCAGGCCAAACCCCCCAACACCAGCUCUGCCACCAUCCGCUGCAGCCAUCUACACACCACCACCGCGUCGGCCUGCACGCGAACAUGACCACGAAAUCACCAAAGACCCUCGUCGUCACACUCAAGCUGUCACCAGACCACCUGAACAAAUUCUCACGCCAGCCUACACCACCACCCAAGGAAGAGGCCAAGCCAUCUCCGCCAACGCCUGCGCCGCAAAUCAACGAACCCACGCCUGCUGCCACACCCGCCGACUCAACCCCCAACAUGGACGGAAGCACGCCCUCGUCGCUUGCUCCCCCCGCCGCCAAGAGGAAGGGCCCAAAGCCCGGUAGCAAGCGGAACGCCGCGCAAAUGGAGGCUGGUUCGAGCGCCGCGACACCGCCCAAGCAACCCAAGGCCAAGCCAGGGCCAAAGAGGAAGAAGAUGGGCGACAUGAUCAACGACCCCAACUCCAAGGGGCCCUUCCCAACACCCGCAGCCAUCAACAAGGCAGGUCCCAAGGCAAACCUGGGAGCCAUCAACGAGCGCCUGCGCGCCCUCGACAGGUCAGGGGCCAAGUGCCGUCGAUGGGAGAAGAAGGGAUUCCAGGUCCGCAGCUUCACCGGCGUCAUGUGGCAAGUGCCUACCUAUCAGCCAGGCCGCAAAGGCGCCUUUCCCGACGACGUCAAGAGCGACAGCACUGGCACUAGCGACUCCAAGCUGAAGGACGAGAGCAGCGCAAUCAGCGACAAGAGCGGACUCAACGGUGACAGUACACCGGUGCCGACAGCGAUGAACGGCAUGGCAAGCUCUCCCGCCCCUAUACCCGCUUGAGUCUUGCCCAUCAUUGGUCUUGUCCUCCUUGAUGGACUUGUAAUAUGGCUUGCGCCUGUUGCGGCCUCACAUCACUUUAUUUCUUGCGACAUGUCUUUUUACAUCAAUUUGCUUUCUUUGUCUUGUUCGGCGUUCACGGAGCGCAUUGCAUAACUAUGUAUAAGGCGUAAUUUGGGACUUUCCACGGCUUGCCACAGGCAGCAUGGUGUCUGGCGCACAAGCACGUCGCUGGACAGCUACAUGUACUAGAGAUGGACCUGGUUUCCGAAUGGCGAGGAAAAAGGGGCUUUGCAUAGCACAUUCUGAGAAUAUCGAAUAUCAAUAACUGACUACAAGUACUUGAUCCAUGUGUCUAGCGUCCAU
Alternaria alternata is the source of this 1196-nucleotide messenger RNA. RefSeq lists its product as hypothetical. Gene Ontology annotation, cellular component: Ino80 complex. Gene Ontology annotation, biological process: chromatin remodeling. Lineage: Eukaryota; Fungi; Ascomycota; Dothideomycetes; Pleosporales; Pleosporaceae. The transcript has a single exon. The coding region runs from base 102 to 833 and encodes 243 amino acids. The record is from RefSeq and is a predicted model, not a curated record.